CGAAAUAUCUUCCCGUCGUGAUCUGGCAUGGCCGUCUUCAAACGUGUUGUGAUUCGGAUGUGGCAGGUCUUCAAGAAUUCAUUAACAAUACUUUGCCGGGAAUCUACACCCAUUCGAUUAUGCUAGGUAAAGAUGUGUAUGAAGACGGAGUGUUAUCUGUUUAUGGCAACGCGAAUGAGCAGGUAGAUUGUAUAUGCAAACAAUUAAAAGAUAAUGAAAAUCUUCGUAAUGGAUUUAAUGCUGUCGGACUUUCUCAGGGCGGACUGCUUUUACGCGCGUAUGUGGAACGAUGUAACGAUCCUCCUGUUCAUAAUCUGAUUACCAUGGGCUCCCCUCAAGCAGGCGCCUCAUUUAUUACUCAUUGUGACCUGACCAAUGAUUUAUGUAAACAAGUAUAUUCUGGGGAGCGCGAUGUUUUGUACUCGGAUGAAGUUCGUUAUAAAUUUGUUUCAGCUCAAUGGUUCAAAGAUCCAGAGAAUAUUGACACAUAUUUAGAAAAGAAUAUCUUCUUACCGGAUAUUAAUAACGAGCAUAUGAAAAAGAAUGUGACAUAUGCUAAUAAUUUAUCGUCUUUAAAUAAAUUUGUGUUGAUUCGAUUUACUGAGGAUAGAACCAUUGUACCUAUAGAUUCAGCGUGGUUCUCGUUCUACGAUAAGGAUUACAACCUAAUACCAAUUAGAAAACAAAAAAUGUACCUUGAAGAUUGGAUUGGAUUAAAAAAGUUGGACGAAUCAGGAAAUUUAGUGUUCAAAGAAAUUGUUGGAGAUCAUUUGGUAUACACCUAUGAAACUUUUAAAGAAGAAGUUCUUGAUCCUUAUUUGAGAUAA
Molecule: messenger RNA, 827 nt
Organism: Diversispora eburnea
Lineage: Eukaryota; Fungi; Glomeromycota; Glomeromycetes; Diversisporales; Diversisporaceae
Source: the annotation of a GenBank genome assembly